AUGGAUAAUGUAUAUAUCCUGCAACAUUUGGCGGAGAGGGUGACGAUUACAAAGAAGGGCAAAUUGUAUGCUUUGUUUGUAGAUUUGAAGGCGGCCUUUGAUAAGGUCAAUAGGACAAAGCUAUGGAAAGUGAUGGAGCAGAGAGGAGUAAGAAAAGGACUAAUCGAAAGAUCGAAAGAAUUAUAUGAAGAGACCUCGAAUACGAUUAGAGAAAGAAUUCAGGGCUGGCCAGGCGGGAGGCAUAGUAUUAUAUGUGGCAAGGAAAAAAUGUGGUCACUGGCAUAUGCUGACGACUUAAUGCUAUUGGCAGAAAGGUUAGAAGAAAUGGAAGAAAUGAUAAGAAGAUUGGAAAGAUUUUUAGAUAAGAGAAGCUUGAUUUUGAACACGACCGAAACAAAAAUAAUGAUCUUCAGCAAAGGAGGAGAUAGGGUGAAGAAAACGAAAUGGCUAUGGAAAGGAAAUGGAGACACGAUAGAACAUGUGAGAGAAAGGGCUAAAAAAGCCAACGUACUGACACGGCAAGUUUGGGGCAUCGGGGAAAGAAAGUUUAAAGACUGUUUCAAGUGGAAAGUAUUUAUGUUUGAUCGUCUAGUCAAGAGCGUGAUGUUGUAUGGGGCGGAACUAUAUGGGUGGAAAGAAAGGGCGGAGUUGGGAAGAGUGCAAUAUAAAUUUGUGAGAUGGAUUCUAGGUUUAAGCAGAGAAACACCAAAAUAUAUAUUAUUAGCAGAAACAAAAAGAGAAAAGAUUAGAAUAGAAGCAGGAAAGAAAGCUCUGAAAGUUUGA
Molecule: messenger RNA, 783 nt
Organism: Hylaeus volcanicus
Lineage: Eukaryota; Metazoa; Arthropoda; Insecta; Hymenoptera; Colletidae
Exons: 3
Coding region: 1-783 (260 amino acids)
Source: RefSeq, a predicted model, not a curated record